Panthera uncia (snow leopard) is the source of this 689-nucleotide messenger RNA. RefSeq names its product anaphase-promoting complex subunit 10-like. Gene Ontology annotation, cellular component: anaphase-promoting complex. The coding region runs from base 77 to 634 and encodes 185 amino acids. The record is from RefSeq and is a predicted model, not a curated record. NCBI's taxonomy places the organism in Eukaryota, Metazoa, Chordata, Mammalia, Carnivora, Felidae. The transcript has a single exon. Gene Ontology annotation, biological process: protein K11-linked ubiquitination; anaphase-promoting complex-dependent catabolic process.
GUCUGUGGGAAAGCCGGGCUGUCCUGAGUGGGAGUGGCACCGAGCUGCAGGGUAUCUUAAAAAGAAUAUUUUAAAAAUGACCACACCAAACAAGACACCUCCUGGUGCUGACCCUAAGCAGUUGGAAAGGACUGGAACAGUACGGGAAAUUGGGUCACAAGCUGUUUGGUCACUCUCAUCGUGCAAAACAGGAUUUGGAGUGGAUCAGUUACAAGAUGACAAUCUUGAAACUUACUGGCAAUCAGAUGGCUCCCAGCUUCAUUUAGUAAACAUCCAAUUCAGAAGAAAAACAACAGUGAAGACAUUAUGUAUUUAUGCAGACUACAAAUCUGAUGAAAGCUAUACUCCAAGCAAGAUCUCGGUCAGAGUAGGAAAUAAUUUUCACAAUCUUCAAGAAAUUCGGCAACUUGAAUUGGUGGAACCAAGUGGCUGGAUUCACGUUCCCUUAACUGAUAAUCAUAAGAAGCCCACUCGCACAUUCAUGAUACAGAUUGCUGUUCUAGCCAAUCACCAAAAUGGAAGAGACACCCACAUGAGACAAAUUAAAAUAUACACACCAGUGGAAGAGAGCUCCAUUGGCAAAUUUCCUAGAUGUACAACUAUUGAUUUCAUGAUGUAUUGUUCAAUAAGGUGACCUUAACACAGAACAAAAGUCAUUAAACGUACCUUUGUUUUAUCUUGUCAGUAAA